Messenger RNA from Nerophis lumbriciformis (worm pipefish), 1170 nucleotides. The record is from RefSeq and is a predicted model, not a curated record. NCBI's taxonomy places the organism in Eukaryota, Metazoa, Chordata, Actinopteri, Syngnathiformes, Syngnathidae.
AUGAAGUUCUCCGAACCCUGGGGAGUCCACAGGCUGGCUUUUCUUCUAGAAAAAGCCAUGUCUAAGGAAGCCAAGAUGUGGAGGGGCUACAUGCCAAAGAAGCCCACCUCACAGGAUACAGAUAUCUCCCCGACUCAGCGGGACAAGGCCGUGUGCUGGCUGACGGAACUUCACGGCAGACUGCAGCUUUACCCAGAAACUCUGGUGUUAGCUGUUAGCAUUCUGGACCGCUUCCUCGCUUCCAUCAAGGCUCGUCCAAAGUACCUCCGCUGCAUUGCGAUUACCUCCUUCUUCCUGGCCGUCAAGACCUGCGAGGAGGAUGAGUGUGUGCCCUCUCUGAGGGAGUUGGUUGCAUCCAGCAGCUGUGGCUGUUCUCCAUCAGAGAUCCGGAGGAUGGAAAAAAUCAUCCUUGACAAAUUGAACUGGGAUCUCCACCACGCUACAUCGCUGGACUUCCUGCAUAUUUUCCAUGCAAUGGUGUUGUCAUGUUGUUCUGGGCUGUUGGACUCGUUGUUGGGACUGAACCGCUCUCAACAUCUUGCCCUGCUCACUCGACGACUUUACCACUGUUUGGCAGAUCACUCACUCACUCAGCUGAGAGGAUCCAUGCUGGCCUUGGCCCUCAUCACUCUGGAUUUGGAGACAUGCUGCCCUGACUGGCUGGCUCUUACCAUUGAGCUGCUAAGGAAGGCACAGAUCGACACCUCCGAGUUGAUUAGGAGUCGAGAGCUCGUUGCGUGCAGUCUUUCCACCCCGAGAGCUUCCCUGCCUCCAAACACUGUCUACAUCUAUCAACCUCUUCGCAGCCAAACCAUUCUGCAGCCUCCAGCCCAGAACCCUCGGGAGGGCCUCACCAACUCUUCUACACCAGCAGCUAGAGCGGAGGAGGGGCAGCGACAGCCCGCCAACCACGGCUGCCCGCCGGCUCUCCUCUCUCCCCCGAAGGCCUUGUGUCACCUCAACCGCCUGCACAAAGUCAUCUUACGCUGCAAGGCCUCCGCAAAGCGCAAGGUGGAGGAGAUGGAGGUGGACGACUUCUACGACGAUAUAAAACGCCUGUACAACGAAGAUGGAGUCACCGCAACAACGGGGGUUGUUCCAGAGGAGGUCCUCGGGGUAGAAGGCAGCUCCUCGCCCUGCCCGCCGCUGCAGCCUGUUUGCGGCUCAUAG